AGUUUAUUGACCUCAAUUAGUCACCCCGUACCUGCUAAUUACGUUAUAAAGGUCAUCAUAAUCUGGAACAUUGCAGUGGAAUGUCAGCUGUUGAUAUGUGUGUCUCGAGUGAAAGUACGGGGUGCUGAAUUUUCAAUGGGCCAAUUUUUUGCAAAUGAUUAACCACUCAUAGAUUGCCUUAUCAAAUGACUCAUAUGUAAACAAACUCGCUCAGUGAACCCUUCAAUAUGGACAACGAUAAGUUGCGAGACGAGGUCAUCUCGCAGAUACGAGCAUGUCUCAUUUCCACGAAGGGAGCACGCGAUUUGCGGCAGAUUAAAAGCGAUUAUUCAAUGUUAAUGGGCUGUGAGAUACCCUACCAAAAGCUAGGAUAUAAGACGCUGGAACUCUUUAUACGCAGCAUUCCAACACUAAGGAUUACCCAACAAAACGGGCAAUUACUUGUGGACGCGGUGGUCACCCAGCAGUCGGCGCACAUCGCGAAAUUCGUCGAAAAGCAGAAGACAAAGAAGCGAACCACCAGUAGGCCGCCGCCCAGAUACCAGCCGCGCCAGAACCCACGCCGACAGGCGGUGCCUCCCAGGUGGCGCCCUAGGACCGUCUCCACAAACUGGCAAAGGUCGUACGAGUCUCCGCGACCGCCGGCGACUUACGCGCACACUCAGGUUGUAUCCUCCCCGAAUCCGCCAGCGAAAAAACCGAGCGUUUGGGAACGAUUGGGCAAUCGAGACGGCCCCGAAGUCAAUCGCUCUAAUUACGCCGAACCCGGCCGCCCCUCCGCGUACUCGGAACCGAGUUGCUCAUAUAACGCGCCAGAACCGCGCCGGCCAUCCACGUACUCGGAGCCGAACCGCCUUCCAGAACCCACCAGAUCGUCGACUCAGCCGGAACCGAAACCGAGCGUUCGAAAUCGACUGGGACCCAGAGAAGCGAAUACGGAACCAUCGUACUCCUUCAACCUCAUCCGGCACGCCCUGCACGACCUAGACGGCAAUAGCGAGAAAGAGGUGACGUUGUCGAGACAGGCGAAACUGAGGCUGUCUCAGAAAGAUAUCACCGAGGAGAAAGUACCCGAGAACCCGAGCCCGUUACUAACGCCUUCCUUUUCUCCAGAAUUCUUACAGUGGCCCGCGGCCGAAGUUCCCCAGGUCGCGUCCGAGAUGAAUUCCACCCCGCGAAGGACGCCGUUGGACGCAGAUUCCAGUAAGAAAAAUGAUGUGAUAACUAAAAUUCCUCGAACCGGUGACUAUUGGGAAGACCUGAACUCCUUCGUCACAAUGAAGAAUUUAGGAAAAAUCACCUGCAAAGUGAUCACCAAGCAGCUGCAUCGUCAUCGACUCGAUUUCUUCUGCACGAUAACGAUCAACAACGAUCCGAAAAAAUCCUACAGAAGCUAUCCGGCGGACUGCUUGGACGAGAAGACGGCGAAACAGGAGGCGUCGAAGAAGGCCCUUGACGAAUUGGAAAAGUCGUGUAAGACCGAGCACUACGGUUUGCUGCUUUCCGACAUCAUGGACGUACUGACUCGCGUUCCGGCCAUGGUUAAGGAGCACCCGUGCGGAGUAUGGAACACCUUAAUUCAGGAAAAUUACAUCGCGCGCUACAACGAGCAGCUACCGUUAAAUUGGAUAGAAAUUCUGAGCAGUCAGCCCAAUAUUGCGAUGCAGCAGAUCGCCGAUAAAUAUGUCUUGAAUUAUUGCGAACCGAGUCAGGUUUUUCAGAAAACGAAUUUCAGCGGCCGGCAAGCCCAAAACGUCACGGUUCUACCGAACACGGUCAGCUUCAACGAGGACGGCUUUCUCGUCGCCGAAAUCACGUGCGUCAACUCGGCCGCCGAGAUUUGGUUCUCACAGCGCGAGACCGCCGAGUCGGACCGUUUCGCGAGUAUGUCGCUCGAGAUGGAGGCGCAUUACAGCAAGCUCGGAAAAUACGAGAUCGCCGAGACGAUUCAAAUGGGCGGGCACUACGUCGCCUUUUCCGAGACGUGGUGGUGUAGAGUUCGAGUGUUCGAGGUGAACGGUGACGAUAUUCACUGCUUUUGCAUCGAUUUCGGGGACGAGUGGGUUAUAAAAAAAGACGCGCUCUACAUUUUAAAGCAGGAGUUCGCGGAGGUGCAGGCGCAGGCCUUCGUCGGUCGACUCGCGGGACUCGAGGAACUGUACGAGGUGUCGAAAUCGUCCGAGCAUUUACAAACGUUGCUCAGCAGAACUGUGCAAGUUCAGCAGGAUAGUAAUUCCGAUGAUUCCGAAGCGGAUCCAAGCGACCCCACCUUAUCAGUUGUUCUAUACGAUAUAGACACAGGUAAGCCUAUCAAUGAGGAGAUAAUCACGUAUAUAGGCAUCGAGGUAGCUACGCCAGCCCUAAUCGUCAACGCCCCCACCGACGUGUACGUCACGCACGCUUUGAACGACGGCACCGUCUACAUCCAGUCGCGGUCUGUCGGCUACGAGCAACUGAUGUCGCUCAUCGAGAAGGCGGGUCAGAAUAUUGUCGACAAGAAGACCGCCGUCACGCCGGUGAAAGUAUCGAAAUCGAACGGCGACGAUUUGUACUUCAUCAGGAGCAAGGCCGACGAUCUGUGGUAUCGGGUGAAAAUAAUCGAUUGGGCACCGGGCGGGAAGCAUGUGCAGGUGUUGCACGUUGACGACGGCCGCGCCACUGUCGUCGAGGUUAAUGAUACUGACUUUUACGUUCUUCGUGAUAUUAGCGACGUGAUUAGCAAGUUCCCGCUACAAGGACUGAGAGUAAGACUGCAAUUAAGUAGUGUUCCCGUUAACUUUGUUGAUCGUGUGAGAGAUUUAAUGCCUCCGAACGAGGCGGUUAUUGUUAAGCUGAUUAAAGUGGACACUGAUUACGUUCACGUCGUAGAAUUUUUCAAACGGUCCAAAACCGACAAUGUAUUAUUUUCUAUCAACCUGUCACUCGUGCCUGAAAACGGAUUUCGAAACGCGGCCGGAGAUGGGAAUAAUAACGCAAAAAGUAAUAAACUCCGACGACUGAUUUCACUCAAUCAAUUCGACGACGCAAAUCAGAGGUUACCCUCCGCCGGUUGCUUAACCCCUCCCGAGAUUCCCGAGAUCGGGCAGUUUUUCGAUGUUAGAGUGUGCUAUACUGUCCAUCCGCACAGCUUUUUCGUGCAACCCUACAACGACGUCCAGAAGUUAAACGCACUCAUGGUCGAAAUGCAGGAGGCGUUCAAGAACGUUCGGACGAGUACGUUGCAAAUUGGCGAUAUUCUGCCUGGGAAGGUCUAUGCGUCCAUGUACACUGAUGGGAAAUGGUAUCGAACCAGCGUAAUCAAGGUAAUUCACCCCAGUUCGAUAUCAGUUUUCUACAGCGACUUCGGCUACUACGGCAACAUAAUACUCACUCAGCUGCACCCGUUAGAAGAAAAAUUCCUGAAAUUGCCUUAUCAAGCAAUAAAAGCGAAGCUAGACGUUCAGCCGAAAAACGCCAAGUGGUGUCACGACGAUUGCGACUACUUUAAAAAUCUCAUCGACCAAAAGAGUUUCGUUUCCAUUCUGAGAUCGGUCGAGAAGGACAUCUUGUGUCCCGGCGAUAUCGUUCUUACAUUAAAACUGAUUGACACGUCGUCACAAAAUGUCGACGUCUACAUCGACGAGGUUAUCAUUAAGGAGGGCAAGGCGAUUGACAACUGUUAAAUGGACCGAGUGAGAAACACAAUACCUAUUUAUGUAUAGUUCGAUAUUAUAUAAAUUAGAUAUUUUGUUACGCCCCGUUUAUUUUAUGUAAUCUUUAGGUACCUACAUAGAAUUGUUUACAUUGAAAGUAAUAAUAAUAGGUUAUUGUUUAUUUAAAUGUAAUAAUUUAUUUUUAUUAUUGUAAAAUUGUAAAGUAAGUAAAAUGUUUCGUUUCA
Photinus pyralis (common eastern firefly) is the source of this 3877-nucleotide messenger RNA. RefSeq names its product tudor domain-containing protein 7A (gene tapas). NCBI's taxonomy places the organism in Eukaryota, Metazoa, Arthropoda, Insecta, Coleoptera, Lampyridae. Gene Ontology annotation, biological process: spermatogenesis. The transcript is spliced from 16 exons. The record is from RefSeq and is a predicted model, not a curated record. Bases 228 to 3662 code for a protein of 1144 amino acids.